AUGUCCAUGUCAGAACAAGGCAAGAAUGUUCAGCCCAGUGGCGGGGAGGUGAGGCUGGAACUGAGGCCAACAGCCCAGUGGAACCAGGGCUGCAGCAACGCAGCCUUCCAGACGCCUUUGAUCCUGGCACUCAAGAGACAGAGGCAGGCAGAUCUCUGUGAGUUCAAAGUCAGCUUGGGCUAUAAAGAUGAAGACCUUGAAGAGCAGGACUCACCAGGAAACAGCACAGUCAGGAGCAGAGUUUUACAGAGCGGGGAACAAGGAAAUGCCAAACAGGGUGACAGGCAGAUCACGAUUGAGGAGGAGUCGUCUCCAGGAAACAAAGAAGACGUGGAGGGUGAUGACCAGGAUGACCAUCAAAAAGGGUGUUUGGAAAGAAAGUAUGAUAUGAUUUGUGAGUUUUGUAGAAAGCACAGGAUCAUUCUCCGACGCAUCAUCGGAGGCAUUUUAUUGACUGGUUUCCUGGCUCUGGUGAUUGCAGCCUGUGUACUAAACUUCCACAGAGCCCUUCCUCUAUUUGUGAUCACCGUGGUUACCAUCUUCUUUGUUAUCUGGGAUCACUUGAUGGCCAAAUAUGAGCAUCGAAUCGAUGAGUUCCUAUCUCCAUGCAGAAGGCUUCUCAACAGGCAUUGGUUCUGGCUGAAAUGGGUGAUGUGGAGCUCACUGGUCCUGGUGGUUAUUUUCUGGUUGAUCCUUGACACCGCCAGGCUGGGCAAGCAGCAGCUGGUGUCCUUUGGAGGACUCAUACUGUACAUCGUACUGUUGUUUCUCUUUUCCAAACAUCCAACCAGAGUUUACUGGAGGCCUGUCUUUUGGGGAAUUGGAUUACAGUUUCUUCUUGGGCUCUUAAUUCUGAGGACUAAUCCUGGAUUUAUUGCUUUUGAUUGGCUGGGAAGACAAGUUCAGACUUUUCUGGAGUACACUGAUACUGGAGCUAUGUUUGUCUUCGGUGAGAAGUACACAGACCACUUCUUCGCAUUUAAGAUCCUGCCGAUCGUGGUUUUCUUCAGCACUGUGAUGUCCGUGCUCUACUACGUGGGACUGAUGCAAUGGGUGAUCCGAAAGGUUGGAUGGUUAAUGCUUGUCACUAUGGGGUCAUCUCCCAUUGAGUCUGUAGUUGCUGCUGGCAACAUAUUUGUUGGGCAAACAGAGUCUCCACUACUGGUCCAACCAUAUUUACCACAUGUCACCAGGUCAGAACUCCAUGCCAUUAUGACAGCUGGCUUUGCCACAAUUGCUGGAAGCGUAUUGGGUGCCUAUAUCUCCUUUGGGGUGUCAUCCACACACUUGCUAACUGCCUCAGUCAUGUCAGCACCGGCAUCCCUGGCUGUGGCCAAACUCUUUUGGCCUGAAACAGAAAAACCCAAAAUCACCCUCAAGAAUGCCAUGAAGAUUGAGAGUGGUGAUUCAAGAAAUCUCCUGGAGGCAGCAACACAGGGUGCAUCCUCGUCCAUCCCCCUGGUAGCAAACAUUGCGGUGAAUCUGAUCGCCUUCCUGGCCUUAUUGUCUUUUGUGAACUCAGCCCUGUCCUGGUUCGGAAACAUGCUUGACUACCCACAGUUGAGUUUUGAGGUAUGA
This is a messenger RNA of Cricetulus griseus (Chinese hamster), 1578 nucleotides long. NCBI's taxonomy places the organism in Eukaryota, Metazoa, Chordata, Mammalia, Rodentia, Cricetidae. The record is from RefSeq and is a predicted model, not a curated record.